AUGAAGCCGUUGGAGAAAUUUUUGAAGAAGCAGACGUCGCAGCUGGCGGGGCGAACGGUGGCGGGAGGUCCCGGCGGGGGUCCGGGAAGCUGCGGCGGCCCUGGCGGGGGCGGGGGACCUGGCGGGGGCGGCGGUCCAACCGGGGGACUGCGGCCGCUGCAGCGGCGUCAGAGCGUGUCUCGCCUGCUGCUCCCCGCUUUCCUCCGGGAGCCCCCAGCCGAGCCGGGGCUGGAGCCGCCCCCUGAAGAGGAAGGGGGAGAGCCGGCGGGGGUCUCGGAGGAGCUUGGCAGCGGAGGGCCCUGUUGGCUACAGCUCGAGGAGGUGCCGGGGCCCGGGCCGCUCGGGGGAGGGGGUCCCCUGCGCUCCCCUUCCUCGUACUCCUCUGACGAGCUGUCCCCGGGUGAACCCCUGACUUCCCCGCCCUGGGCCCCCCUGGGCGCCCCCGAGCGGCCGGAGCAUCUUCUGAACCGGGUGCUGGAGCGGCUCGCUGGAGGGGCCACCAGGGACAGCGCCGCCUCAGAUAUCCUGCUGGAUGACAUCGUCCUCACCCAUUCUCUCUUCCUCCCCACGGAGAAAUUUCUGCAGGAGCUACACCAGUAUUUUGUUUGGGCAGGAGGCAUGGAGGGCCCCGAGGGGCUGGGCCGGAAGCAGGCUUGUCUAGCCAUGCUCCUUCAUUUCCUGGACACAUACCAGGGGCUGCUGCAGGAGGAAGAGGGGGCCGGCCGCAUCAUCAAGGAUCUGUACCUGCUGAUUAUGAAGGAUGAGUCCCUUUACCAGGACCUCCGAGAGGACACAUUGAGGCUGCACCAGCUUGUGGAAACAGUGGAGCUAAAGAUCCCAGAGGAAAGCCAGCCACCCAGCAAGCAAGUGAAGCCACUCUUCCGUCACUUCCGCCGGAUUGACUCCUGCCUGCAGACCCGAGUGGCCUUCCGGGGCUCUGAUGAGAUCUUCUGCCGGGUCUACAUGCCUGACCACUCUUACGUGACCAUCCGCAGCCGCCUCUCGGCGUCUGUGCAGGACAUCCUGGGCUCUGUGACAGAGAAAUUGCAGUACUCAGAGGAGCCUGCGGGGCGUGAGGACUCCCUCAUCCUGGUGGCUGUGGCUUCCUCCGGAGAGAAGGUCCUUCUCCAGCCGACUGAAGACUGUGUCUUCACCACACUGGGCAUCAACAGCCACCUGUUUGCCUGCACGCGGGACAGCUAUGAGGCCCUGAUGCCCCUCCCAGAGGAGAUCCAGGUCUCCCCUGGAGACACAGAGAUCCACCGAGUGGAGCCCGAGGACGUUGCCAACCACCUUACUGCCUUCCACUGGGAGCUGUUCCGAUGUGUGCAUGAGCUGGAAUUCGUGGACUACGUGUUCCACGGGGAGCGCGGCCGCCGGGAGACGGCCAACCUGGAGCUGCUGCUGCAGCGUUGCAGCGAGGUCACGCACUGGGUGGCCACCGAGGUGCUGCUCUGCGAGGCCCCGGGCAAGCGCGCGCAGCUGCUCAAGAAGUUCCUCAAGAUCGCAGCCAUCUGCAAGCAGAACCAGGACCUGCUGUCCUUCUACGCCGUGGUCAUGGGGCUGGACAACGCCGCGGUUAGCCGCCUGCGGCUCACCUGGGAGAAGCUGCCAGGGAAAUUCAAGAACUUGUUCCGCAAAUUUGAGAACCUGACAGACCCCUGCAGGAACCACAAAAGCUACCGAGAAGUGAUCUCCAAGAUGAAACCUCCUGUGAUUCCCUUCGUGCCUCUGAUCCUCAAAGACCUGACUUUCCUGCACGAGGGGAGUAAGACCCUUGUCGAUGGUUUGGUGAACAUCGAGAAGCUGCAUUCAGUGGCUGAAAAAGUGAGGACAGUCCGCAAAUACCGGAGCCGGCCCCUCUGCCUGGAUAUGGAGGCGUCGCCCCAUCACCUGCAGACCAAGGCCUAUGUGCGCCAGUUCCAGGUCAUUGACAACCAGAACCUCCUCUUUGAGCUCUCCUACAAGCUAGAGGCCAAUAGUCAGUGAGAACAGAGGUUCCGGUGGACGCCCCGCCGAGGUCCUCAGGCACCUGGCACUCAAGCACUUUGCACGAUGUCCCAACCCACCCCUGACACCUUUCCUCUGGGGCAACUUCUUGCCCCUCAGGGAAGAGUCAGAUGGACUUACCCCUGGACUCAGAAGCCUGUCCACCUUGCUGAAAUCCUCUCCCCCUUGCUCCUUCCAGCCCACACCCCACUUGGCUGGUUUCUUCCCUCGCAGGGAAGGGGGCAGAGAGCUCCUUCCUCUGUCCCCUCCCAUUGAGGUCUGGUCCAGAGAUGGAGUUUCCAACCUCCUCCCAGGCAGGCAGGAAAGUGGCCCACCCUCCUGUCUCACAGAGUGGAAUCGUGGGAGGGGUUGGCAGCCUUCCUCUCCAGCCCGGUCUGGCCUCUCCCUGGUCAGGGCCGGGACCCCUGAUGUACCCCACUGGAAUAUCACAUCGCCCUUGUGUCUGUGUGCCUGUGUGCGCCUGUCCCCUUGAAGA
Molecule: messenger RNA, 2485 nt
Organism: Enhydra lutris kenyoni (northern sea otter)
Lineage: Eukaryota; Metazoa; Chordata; Mammalia; Carnivora; Mustelidae
Product: Rap guanine nucleotide exchange factor like 1
Exons: 15
Coding region: 1-1989 (662 amino acids)
Biological process (GO): positive regulation of GTPase activity; Ras protein signal transduction
Cellular component (GO): plasma membrane
Molecular function (GO): guanyl-nucleotide exchange factor activity
Source: RefSeq, a predicted model, not a curated record